Molecule: messenger RNA, 1030 nt
Organism: Anguilla rostrata (American eel)
Lineage: Eukaryota; Metazoa; Chordata; Actinopteri; Anguilliformes; Anguillidae
Product: solute carrier family 12 member 4-like
Exons: 3
Coding region: 369-749 (126 amino acids)
Biological process (GO): chloride transmembrane transport; potassium ion import across plasma membrane; chloride ion homeostasis
Cellular component (GO): plasma membrane
Molecular function (GO): potassium:chloride symporter activity
Source: RefSeq, a predicted model, not a curated record
ACACACGGUGCUGUAGUAACCUUUGGUGUCAUUUUUCGUAAGUAUUUUAUCUACUGCUGGCCAUCUUUCCCGUUUCGCCACAGACACGGUUCGUUGCACGACGGCCGCUCACCUGGCUCUGAUGGUGCCCAAGAACGUGUCCUUCUACCCCGGCAACGAUGAGCGCUUUGAUGACGGACACAUCGACGUGUGGUGGAUAGUCCAUGAUGGAGGCAUGCUCACGCUGCUGCCAUUCCUUCUCAAACAGCACAAGGUGAGAAUCCACUUUAAAACCGGCCACUUCAAAGCUGACACAUCAACAUAUUUAUUUUCUCGUUUGCUUGAAGGUUUGGAGAAAGUGCAAGACGCGGAUUUUCACCGUGGCCCAAAUGGAUGACAACAGCAUUCAGAUGAAAGAAGACCUGGCUGUGUUCCUCUACCACUUGCGAAUAGAGGCAGAGGUGGAGGUUGUAGAAAUGCACAACAGUGAUAUCUCAGCGUACACAUACGAGAGAACCUUAAUGAUGGAGCAGAGAUCUCAAAUGCUAAGGCAAAUGAGGCUCUCCAGUGCUGAGAGAGACAGGGAGGCUCAGCUUGUCAAGGACAGACACUCUAUGGUCCACCUAGGAGGCUACACAGACAAGGAGCUGUUGGAGCAACCAGAGGAGAUAACGCAGAUGACAUGGACCAGGGACGACCACAGCACAGAGAGGGGAAACGGAAACAAGGGGCCUGAGAGCUUCUGCAAGCUUAUCAGGGUCAAGCCGUAGGUCCAAAAAGCUAAGCCACUCACUUUCAAGUUGAUCAUCUCAUACCCCAUCUUUGUGCUGAAAAUAUUAGACCACUAUCUACACUCUGCGGAGCUGACUACCUAUCAGGAUGCAGGUUCUUUUUCUGGUGCACUCACUGAAAAUUCAGUCCCUGUACACUCCGAGCGAGAGCUGUGUUUGCAAUCUUGGCAUUAAUCAAGCUCAUUCAACGUGGGUGUUAGGCUCUGCCUUUGUCUCCCCUCCAGGUCCACGUAUUCAUGGACAGGAUCUCAAGGCGCAGC